GACAUCCCCAAGUUGGGGGCUGCGUGGAGCCGCAGCGGCAGGGCGCCCGCCCGUACUGGCGACAGCGGCUCGCAGGCGUCGGGCCAGACGCUCGGGGCCUCCCCCGAGGAGGUGCAGGCGGCUUUCUCGCUGGUGGCAGCGGUGACGAAGGCGAGAAACGAUGAAGAGCUGCGUCGCGCGGCCGAGCUCGACGCGGUGUUCGGGCGUGCCCGCGGGGUGCCCGGUGAGAGGGGGGCGCCGCCCGCCGCGGCCGCGGCGCCGCCCGCCGCAGCCGCGCAGCUUGCCGACGCGGAGGGCGUCGCCGAGGCCGCCUCGCAGCCGCUGGGCGCCAUCGAGGUCGAGGAGUCGGCCCCUUCGCCGCCGCGCCGACAGGGCAAGAGGGCUCGGAUCGCCAGCAGCGAGUCGCCGCCACCCGCGCAGCGCAGCCCGGACUCAAGAUGCUUCCUUGAUGAUGCAGACGAGGAUCGCUUCCAGGUCGCCAGGGUGGGGGAGCAGACCAUCAACGCUGUGAAAACCCACUUGGACAAGAUGGAGGAGUCGUUCCUCUGCGAGGGCAACCAGAUGUUCGAGCGCGCGCAGCACUGCCUGCACAACACUGAGACCAUGUUUAUGAAGCUGAGCGACCAGAAGCCCGACAACUGCGAUGAGCUGGUCAAGAUCAUGCACGAGCAGAAGGUUGCCCGCGAUAAGGCGAAGAAGGAGGCAGGAGAGGGGGAGCCAGAAGAUCAACGCUCGGAGCAGCAGCAGGCCGACGAUAACCUGGACGAGUACAUGGAUGCCUUGAAGCAGAACAACUUCCACUUCACCCUGGAGGGCGGCAGCAUCAUGGCUGGGAGGUGGCGUCGCGCCAAAGAGGCUGAUGAGCAGUUGAGGAAGGAUUACGACGCCCUCAAGACCGCGCGUCGCUCUGUCAAGGCGGCCUUCAGGGCCAAGUUCGCGAAGAAGGAGUACGACGAGCACAUCGAGGAGAGGAGGUACACGGAGAAGCUGGAGACGAUUGACACCAACAAGGGGGAAUACCUCCCAUUGCAGCGCAUCGCGCACAAGGAGGGGGGCGGUCGUGAAGGACUGAGGGCGGCAGUGAAUCAUUGCCUGCGCUGCCUCCAGAUGUGCGACAAGUGGGUCUGGUACGACGAGUGGACGCGCCGCAUCAAGUUUCUCUACUUCGUCAGGGGCCUGAGCGAGAACUUCACGAGGGCGUGGUCGAUGCACCAGACGUGGCGCAGCAAGAGGAUGCUGAGGGACACGGCGUCUUCUGGCCCAG
Prorocentrum cordatum is the source of this 1264-nucleotide messenger RNA. NCBI's taxonomy places the organism in Eukaryota, Dinophyceae, Prorocentrales, Prorocentraceae. The record is from the annotation of a GenBank genome assembly.